Carcharodon carcharias (great white shark) is the source of this 1177-nucleotide messenger RNA. RefSeq names its product programmed cell death 2-like (gene pdcd2l). The record is from RefSeq and is a predicted model, not a curated record. The transcript has 7 exons. The coding region runs from base 17 to 1123 and encodes 368 amino acids. Lineage: Eukaryota; Metazoa; Chordata; Chondrichthyes; Lamniformes; Lamnidae. Gene Ontology annotation, cellular component: cytoplasm.
GCACCAGGACACCAGCAUGAGUUGCUCGCCCGGCCCGGAGCCCCGGCGGCCCGUCUUAUUGGGGAUUCGGGACACGGCUAUCGAGGGAGGGAGCCGCUGCUCUUGGGACACCAACAAAGCGGGUGCGACCCCGGACUGUGUCCCUGGCAUUAGCAUGCAGUAUCCUCACUGUACACAUUGCAGUAAUCCCCUUAUUCAUGUGGUUCAAGUGUACUGCCCCCUGGAAGGCUCCCCCUAUCAUCGCACCAUCAACGUGUUGGCUUGUCAGAGACCAGAGUGCUGGGGGAGAUCGGACAGCUGGAAGGUUCUACGCUCACAGUACCAGGAGACUCUGCAGAAACUGGAAACAAAAGCAGAGGAAAACCUGGUUUCAGUGACAGCGAAGGAUUGGUGCAGCGAGGCAGAUGACUGGGGGUUGGAUGAUUCUCCUGAGCUCAGCACUGAGGAGUUACUGAGUCUCGGAGCUGCUCAGGCCCCACCUUCGCUGUCGGACAGAGAGAUCGGCGUUCAGACCACCAGGCUGGAGGGUCUCAGUCUGCUGGAGAAUGCGGAGGGGAAGGGGCUGGUUACUCGAGCUCCUGUGCCAGUUUUCCAGCCUUUCUAUAUCAGCGUGAUGGAAGAGGAGGAUUACACAUUGGAAACUGGCUUCAGCCAUGAGCAGGAACUGCUCCAGGAGUACCAGAGGAGGGAAGGAAUCAACGUUGAACAGUUAGCUUUCUCCAGCUGUGAAGAUGAUGGAGGUACAGAAGCAUACGAGAAGGGUAAAGUCCGACAUGGAGACAGAACGUUCGUCAAAUUCAUGAAACGGAUUUCCAGCUGUCCUGAACAGAUUCUAAGGUAUUGCUGGAAUGGGAGCCCCUUACUGCUCUCCUCACCCCCUGUGGGAAUCAAGACAGCCACUCCAGCGUGUGGAGUGUGUGGCAGUGCCAGGGUUUUUGAGUUCCAGCUGAUGCCAGCCCUGGUCAACAUGCUGAAAAGUGCGAGCAGUGAAGAGGUGGGUGUGGAAUUCGGGACGGUUUUGAUCUACACGUGUGAGAAGAGUUGUUGGGCUCCCAGUAAUCAGACACCCCUCGAGGAAUGUGCCGUUGUACAGGGAGAUCCAGACCAGUGCUUUUUCAGAUAGGUGUUAAUCACUUGUAAUCUGGUUCUAAAUAAAAACCAAAUGUUUAAUUUAAAA